Molecule: messenger RNA, 2103 nt
Organism: Eruca vesicaria subsp. sativa (arugula)
Lineage: Eukaryota; Viridiplantae; Streptophyta; Magnoliopsida; Brassicales; Brassicaceae
Source: the annotation of a GenBank genome assembly
GGAAAAUUUGCUACUGGAAGUUAAGGUGGGUCUGCUUAGAGAAGAUGGAUCGCAUCAUUCAUCAGCAAUCUACCAGACGAAGGUUCUUGGUCAUAUCUUUGUCUUUCCUCACGAGUGAAACUGUAAAAAAAAUCACACUAUGGGCCCAGUAGCAGCUUUUGUAAGCCCAAAUACGAAGAUAGAGAAGGGAAAGAGGGGAUGAAGAUUCUAAUGUCAUCACAGCCAAACACGUGUCAUCAAACUCUCAAGGCUUCUUCUUCCCUUAUCCUACGAAAAUCGAAAUCACGCGCCACUCUCAAGCUUCCCACAACGAACGAACGAGGAUGAGUCAAACAACGGUGCCUCAUCAUCUCCAUUCUUAUUUACGUUCGAGGCAAGCAGGUGCAUGUCUACUCCCUUCACCGUCUCCGUCUCCGUCUCCACGAAGAUUCGUAUGUAAACCAAACGUUCUGAUGUGGAAAAGAUCACCUCACAAGCACAAACUCUCUCUUACUGCUAAAGCUUCUUCUUCUUCUUCAGCUCAAGCAGCAAGUAGUAUUGGUUCUGAAACAUUAGAAGAAGAAAAGGGAGAGGUGUUAAAGGCCUUGUCUCAGAUCAUUGAUCCUGAUUUUGGGACAGAUAUAGUCUCAUGUGGUUUUGUUAAAGAUUUGGUUAUUGACCAAUCUCUUGGUGAGGUUUCAUUUCGUUUGGAACUAACAACACCAGCUUGUCCUGUCAAAGAUAUGUUUGAGAAGCAAGCAAAUGAGGUAGUUGCAGCGCUUCCAUGGGUGAAGAAGGUGAACGUGACAAUGUCUGCACAACCAGCUAAACCCAUUUUUGCAGGGCAGCUUCCACCUGGUCUAUCUAGAAUUUCAAGCAUUGUUGCUGUCUCUAGUUGCAAGGGAGGUGUUGGAAAAUCUACAGUAGCUGUGAAUCUUGCUUAUACAUUAGCUGGUAUGGGUGCAAGAGUUGGCAUCUUUGAUGCUGAUGUCUAUGGUCCUAGUUUACCUACUAUGGUCAAUCCCGAGAGCCGUAUUCUUGAAAUGGAUCCUGAGAAGAAGACUAUCAUCCCAACAGAAUACUUGGGGGUGAAGCUAGUCUCAUUUGGGUUUGCAGGGCAAGGACGUGCCAUUAUGAGAGGUCCAAUGGUCUCUGGUGUCAUCAAUCAACUCCUUACAACUACUGAAUGGGGAGAGCUGGAUUAUCUUGUUAUCGACAUGCCUCCUGGAACCGGGGACAUUCAACUAACCCUGUGCCAGGUUGCGCCUUUAACAGCAGCGGUAAUAGUGACCACACCUCAAAAACUGGCAUUUAUAGAUGUUGCUAAAGGUGUACGAAUGUUCUCAAAGCUAAAGGUUCCUUGUGUUGCUGUUGUGGAGAAUAUGUGUCAUUUUGACGCUGACGGGAAACGUUAUUACCCUUUUGGGAAAGGUUCAGGUUCUCAGGUUGUCCAACAAUUCGGAAUACCUCACCUUUUUGACCUCCCCAUUAGGCCAACGUUAUCUGCUUCGGGAGAUAGCGGAGUUCCUGAAGUUGUUUCAGAUCCUUUAAGUGAAGUUGCUAGAACCUUCCAAGAUCUUGGUGUUUGUGUUGUGCAACAAUGCGCCAAGAUACGCCAGCAAGUUUCCACAGCUGUGACAUACGACAAAUAUCUUAAAGCAAUUAGAGUGAAGGUACCAAACUCAGAUGAAGAGUUCUUACUUCACCCUGCAACUGUCAGAAGAAAUGAUCGAUCAGCACAAAGUGUGGAUGAAUGGACUGGUGAACAAAAGAUUCAGUUCGGAGAUGUGGCAGAAGAUAUAGAGCCUGAGGAAAUACGACCAAUGGGGAACUAUGCUGUCUCCAUAACCUGGCCAGACGGGUUUAGCCAGAUUGCUCCAUAUGAUCAGCUGGAAACAAUUGAACGGUUAGUAGAUCUUAUUCCUCCAUUGUCUCCAGUUGAAGUCUGAUUUUGUAUAUUUUUUUGUAUAUUUCUUUUCACAAAAUUUACAGUGCAAAGUAUUUUACGUUUAUCAUAGAUUCUCAACAAAAUUUACUUUGCCAAAAUCUCUUGCCUUGGCAUUGGCAUAAUUAGCCUGCUGAAGUUUAUCAAAAGAACAGGGCUAAUAUAAGAUGUGGCCUGUC